CCUUCCAACAACCCCUCUCUGUUGUACCAUCUAAACCCAGAAAACAAACCACUGAAACCUAGAUUCAAUUGUUGCCGAGGAAGGGUUUACAAAGAUGCAGUGGGAAGCCGACGAGAAAGAAGUAAAAGCCGCCGGAGCUGAGCUUCUGCCCGACGGCCGAAGAGGUCUCCGCAUUCAUGGCUGGGAGAUCGAGUCAACCAACCGUUCUUGUCUCACUUCUCUCAACCUCCAAUCAUGGGAAGAAAAGCUUGAGACGUCUCACUUGCCAGAAAUGAUAUUCGGUGACAGUACCUUGGUUCUUAAGCAUAUAAGCAGCGGAACCAAAAUUCACUUUAAUGCUUUUGAUGCUUUAGUUGGCUGGAAAAACGAACCCCUGCCGCCAGUUGAAGUUCCCGCAGCCGCCCAGUGGAAAUUUAGAAGCAAACCCUUUGAGCAAAUUAUUCUAGACUAUGAUUACACUUUCACCACGCCUUAUUCUGGCAGUGAAACUGUUGAGACUAGCGGAGGAGUAGACUCUGAGGGAAACAAUCGUUAUAAAUGGGAGGAUUGUGAAGAACAAAUUAAUGUGGCUGCAUUGACAUCAAAAGAGCCUAUUCUCUUCUAUGAUGAGGUGGUUCUGUAUGAAGAUGAGUUGGCUGAUAACGGUGUUUCACUUUUAACUGUGAAAGUGCUAAGAGUUGAUGGCGUUCUUAUGAGAUUAAGGGACACUCGUGUAGUUUGCAAUUUCAGUGAGAAUACAAAGCCUGUUAUCCUUAGAGAUGUCUCCUGGAGAGAAGCUACAUUCAAGGCGCUGGCUUCCAAAGGAUAUCCUUCUGAUUCUGCCUCAUAUAAUGAUCCAAACGUCAUCAGCCAAAGGCUUCCCGUCGUCUUGCAUAAGACCCAGAAGCUGAAAGUCCCUGAUAGUCUUUAAGGUACACUUUAACUCAGUAAUAUCAGGUUUCAGAAGAUUCUGUAACUAAAAUGACUUUUAAAAGAGGCAUGUCUCUUCUCCGAUUAUUGCUUUUCAAUAGCUGCUGUUUCAAAAUGUUUAUAAUUAUGUUGAUGAUAUAUUUUCAGUUGCCUUUUUAUCUAAUGUAUGGAUUGCAUAUUGAACACAACAAGAUGAGAAGGCAAAGACGAGGCAGACUAAAAAAAUCAUAUGUGUUGUUUGCAUGGUCCUUCAUAUAUGAAGUUAGUUGAUUAUUAAUAUAUAUUAUUUAUGUUAUUGUUCUUA
Molecule: messenger RNA, 1213 nt
Organism: Helianthus annuus (common sunflower)
Lineage: Eukaryota; Viridiplantae; Streptophyta; Magnoliopsida; Asterales; Asteraceae
Product: TIP41-like protein
Exons: 7
Coding region: 95-910 (271 amino acids)
Biological process (GO): TOR signaling
Cellular component (GO): cytosol
Source: RefSeq, a predicted model, not a curated record